Messenger RNA from Symbiodinium natans, 348 nucleotides. The record is from the annotation of a GenBank genome assembly. Lineage: Eukaryota; Dinophyceae; Suessiales; Symbiodiniaceae.
AUGUUCUGUCGGACAGGCUUCGAUCGCCUCAUCGCGGGCAAUGGAACAUGGGUGGAUGUGCGACUCUGGCGAGGGCGCGCCUUCAACAAGAAGCUGUGCGAGCGCCACUUCAGGGUGGUUUGCAGCCUGGUCGAGGCCUCGCCCGAAAUCUGGACGAAUCCUUGGAGCCACGUCCUCCUGAGUGUCCUGGAGCCUGACAGUUGGGUGCCCUUCCACCAGGGCCACAGCAACGGUCAGCUGACCUACCACGUGCCCGUGGUCGUGCCCUCGAACUCGGCGGCUGAGUUGGCCAUCGUUCCGCGCGGUGGCUCCUUGCCGGAGGAUGACCACACGAGGCCUAGCAUUUAG